This is a messenger RNA of Patella vulgata (common limpet), 2245 nucleotides long. RefSeq names its product multiple epidermal growth factor-like domains protein 10. The transcript is spliced from 4 exons. Gene Ontology annotation, molecular function: scavenger receptor activity. NCBI's taxonomy places the organism in Eukaryota, Metazoa, Mollusca, Gastropoda, Patellidae. The record is from RefSeq and is a predicted model, not a curated record. The coding region runs from base 21 to 1898 and encodes 625 amino acids.
AAAGACUUCGAGGAUUUACGAUGAAGUUGAGUAAUACAGACCCGUGUAAUAGAGCAGGAUUGACAUCAGCUACAUCAUGUUAUACAGAUACUUCACAACAAAACCACGCAGUGUAUAACAUAACAGAAUGUAACCAAACAUCAUCAACAUCUUUAUCUGGUAGAUUUGUUUUUAUUCAAAGUCGACCAAAUCAACCUCUUACACUGUGUGAAGUACAAGUAUUUAAAGGUGGUUGUCCAGAUGGUAAUUAUGGCGAAGACUGUGAGAAUCAAUGUUAUAUUAACUGUAAAGAUAGAUUGUGUAAUUCAACAACUGGUAAUUGUAUUACAUGUAUACAGGGUUAUUAUGGUACAACAUGUCAACAGAGAUGUACAGUAACUAACUGUAUAGGUAACUGUAACAUAAAUACAGGAGAGUGUUUUGAAUGUAAACCAGGUUUCUAUGGUACAACAUGUCAAUAUAGAUGUAGUAAUGGUUGUACAAACAAUAACUGUAAUAAAGAUAAUGGUACCUGUACAUGUAAAUCAGGUUUUACUGGAGAUAAAUGUGAGAAUUGUCAACAAGGUAAAUAUGGUGAUGACUGUCAGCAGAACUGUAGUACUGGAUGUGUAGAUCAUACCUGUUCUAAAUCAGACGGAACUUGUCCUGUCUGUACGUCUGGUUGGUUUGAUGUAAGAUGUAAUUCAUCAUGUGAUAUAACAAACUGUGUAGGCAACUGUAACAAGACUACAGGACAAUGUAACAGUUGUAAUAAUGGAUGGUACGGUAAAAACUGUCAACAGGGCUGUAGUGAGGGCUGUUUAAAUAAUAACUGUUCUAAAUCAGACGCAACUUGUCCUGUCUGUACGGCUGGUUGGUUUGAUGUAAGAUGUAAUUCAUCAUGUGAUAUAACUAACUGUUUAGGCAACUGUAACCAGAGUACAGGACAAUGUAGAGCAUGUUAUCCAGGUUGGUACGGUCAAAACUGUAAAAGUCAGUGUAAUGAAGGUUGCUUAUAUAACACAUGCAUUAAAUUAGAUGGGUCUUGCUCUGUUUGUACAGCCGGUUGGUAUGGUACAAACUGUGCAUCUAAAUGUUCAAGUAAUUGUAUUAGAGCGUGUGAUAAACCUAACGGCACUUGUACUGAUUGUAGACCUAAUACAGUAGGUCCAUAUUGUAAUUCAACAUGUGGUAGUGGAUGUCAACCAAUCCCAGGUAAUAUAACAUGUAAUAGAAAUGGUAGAUGUACCAGUUGUAUUAUGGGAAGAUAUGGUGAUAGAUGUGAUAAUAAUUGUAAUAUUACAUGUAAUGGUGGAUGUGAUAGAUAUAAUGGUACAUGUAUUAAUGGAUGUAUUAAAGGUAAAAGUGGGCAAUAUUGUGAUAAGAACUGUAAUAAUAAUUGUAUUCAUUGUAAACAAGAUGAUAAUAACUCUUGUACUGAAUGUAAAAAUGGAAGAUGGGGAACAUCGUGUAAUGAAAGUUGUAGUUUUAACUGUAAUACACCGGAUGAUUCUGCUAUCAGCUUAUGUGAUCAGAUGACAGGAAGUUGUUCGGAUGGAUGUCAAACCGGAAAGACAGGAAGUGACUGUUCCCAAGAUAAACCUGAAAAGAGUAGAUCGAGUAUAAGCCCUGUGGUUGAUGGUAUUAUAGGAGCUUUGUUUGGAAUAGCAGUCACAGUGCUGAUUGGUAUUAUCGGCUUCUGUUAUUACAUCAAAAGAAGGCCUCCACCUAAACCAGCUAGAGAAACACCUGGUUAUAGAUAUAAUAAUCGUCCAGAUACCUACGUCAGUCCAGUUGUUACGGAAGAAAACACUUACGAUACAUUAGAACAAGCUUCAAAUGACCACGGUGGUGUAGCUGAUCCUUAUUAUAAGACAUUGGAACACGUCUCUGCAUAUGUAAAUAUUGGAAGGGAAUAAAAGAGGUGUCAACGAUAUCUUUAUUAACAUUUUACUUGUGCUUAUGCACCUUUGUUUCUAUCCGUAUAUUACAAUUUUCAAAAAUGAUGGAAAUCAAACAAAUUAAUUUUGUACUUUUUGUCCACCACUACAAAACAGCUAACAGCUAUUAUUACAAGAUUUAUGUGGCAUAUAAAUGAUAAUGGUAAAAUAAUGCGAAAUUGUCCUCAUGCGUCUAUGCACAAAUGUAAUGAAAGCUGUGCUUAUAAUAGAUAGAUUAAUCAUUACUAUACAUUUUCUAUCAUCAAUAUUUGCAGCGUGAGGUGACGCCUUUGUGCACAUUAUUAUAAAAAUAUUAAUUGGCUAUG